Molecule: messenger RNA, 1470 nt
Organism: Talaromyces rugulosus
Lineage: Eukaryota; Fungi; Ascomycota; Eurotiomycetes; Eurotiales; Trichocomaceae
Exons: 4
Coding region: 1-1470 (489 amino acids)
Biological process (GO): transmembrane transport; spermine transport; spermidine transport
Molecular function (GO): spermine transmembrane transporter activity; spermidine transmembrane transporter activity
Source: RefSeq, a predicted model, not a curated record
AUGUUACAAACCCUGGACGAGGAGGGAUUAACGCCUACAGCAGCCUCACUCCAUUAUAAAGACGAAUUGGAGAACCCAGGGAUCAAGCCAGAAAGCUUCCCUGACUGGGAAAACUCGCUGGAAAAUCCCCGGAAUUGGCCAGCAUGGAAGAAAUCAAUUCUCAUGGCUGCCAUGUCAGCUUCGGCUAUCACUGGUUCCAUUUCAACUUCUAUAAUGACCCCAGCCCGGGCGGAGCUUAUGCAAGAGUUUCACGUCAGUAGCACAGUGGCAAUUCUCCCCGUAACGUUCUAUGUCCUUGCACUGGGCUUUGGGCCUGUGCUUGGUGGCCCGCUCUCCGAGACUAUUGGCCGCUAUCCUGUCUAUCUAGGAUCUAUAAUUAUCGGUUCUGCAUUCGUGAUUGGGUCUGGAUUCACACAUAAUUUUGGUGCUUUGGUAUUCUUCCGAUUUCUCACGGGUUUUGCGUGGGCUCCAGUCUUUGCUGUGGCUCCAGGGUCGCUGUCCGAAACAUUUCUCCCCAAGGCUCGAGGGCCUGCGGCUGCUACUUUCACUUUGAUGCCAUUUCUCGGACCAGGUCUAGGGCCGGUAAUCGGGUCCUUUGUUGUGUCUCGCAAGGGUUGGAGAUGGACACAAUGGACGGAGCUUUUCUUUGCUGCCUUCAGUCUCCUAUUAACCCUUGGCACAAGCGAAACAUUUCGCCCAGUUAUUCAACGUCGCUUAGCGAAAAAACGUGGCCUUGAGGUUCGCCAGCGACCGCUUCUGUCAACUCAACUACACGAGUUCGCCGUCGUCGCUCUCAUUAGGCCGCUCCGUAUGCUCCUGAUGGAGCCAACCGUCUCUUUUAUCUGUCUACAUGUUGCGUGCGAGUUCGGGACACUAUUUAGCUUCUUUGCAGCAGUUCCUUAUACUUUUGGCACUGUAUAUGGCUUUGAUCUUGAUACUUCUGGCUUGAUUUUCCUAUCGAUCGUUAUUGGCUGCCUUCUCGGGUUUCUUACCGUAAUAUUGUGCGAUAUCUUUGUUUACAGGAAACAAAUACCUCGAUACCCACCGCAUCAGGUGCCUCCUGAGUAUCGUCUUGCACCCGCUAUGUUCGGAAGCAUUGGCUUGCCGCUUGGAUUAUUCUGGUUUGGGUGGACCGCUCGAGACGGGUUAUCCUGGGCUGUCCCUGGCGCUGCCAUCAUUCCUUUCGCCUGGGGAAAUCUUUGCGUUUUCGUUUCUACGAUGCAGUAUAUCACAGACACAUAUCACGGAGAUGUUGUAGCCAGUGCCGCCGGUGCUAAUAGUUUAGCUCGCUAUGGCUUCGCCGGGGUAUUCCCUCUGUUCACAAUCCAGAUGUACGAAAAACUUGGCAUAGCCUGGGCUAGCAGCCUACUAGGGUUCAUCGCCCUAGCACUUUUACCAAUUCCUUGGGUACUCUUCAGGUUUGGUCCUAGCAUUAGGGCCAAGAGUCGGUUCAAAACCGUACAAGCAUAG